UUGUUCCUUUCACGCCGUCGGGAGUGCUUGAGUGAUUUUCGCUAAGUUUUUAUUCAAAUUUCUGGUGUUUUUACUUUACUCGCUGGACUGCCAACGUGUCCCCGUGUACCUUUUUAAACCGUAAAGGUUCCAAUGUGUACCGUGUACUUUGUAUUAAUCGUGAUUGAGCGUGAUUGAUCCAACCAACUUGAGCGAGCCUGUGCUUCGUGAGAUUUUCAUCCCUUUUCGCGGCACGCUGUUGCAUUUCAUCGCACCUUGAAAAUUACGACCAAUCCGGCCAGUUAUCCCGAUUCCGGCCAGUCGAGGCCAGCGUUCCGUUGCGGCAAAUUGGUCAGGUUCCGGCCAAUGUGUACCGUGUACUUUGUACCGUGAUUGAUCCAGCCAACUUGAGCGAGCCUGUGCUUCGUGAGAUUUUCAUCCCUUUUCGCGGCACGCUGUUGCAUUUCAUCGCACCUUGAAAAUUACGACCAAUCCGGCCAGUUAUCCCGAUUCCGGCCAGUCGAGGCCAGCGUUCCGUUGCGGCAAAUUGGUCAGGUUCCGGCCAAUGUGUACCGUGUACUUUGUACCGUGAUUGAUCCAGCCAACUUGAGCGAGCCUGUGCUCCGUCAAAUUCUCAUCCCUUUUCGCGGCUCGCUGCCGCAGUUCAUUGCAUCUAGAAAAUUACGACCAAUCCAGCCAGGUACCCCGAUUCCGGCCAGUCGAGGCCAGUUUUCCGUUGCGGCAAAUUGUUCAGCUCAGUACGUUCAUUGGACCUAGCAUCUUACGGCCAGGGAAGCUUAGAAGAUUCCAGCCAGCGUCACCGGACUGUGAAUUCCGGUCGUAUUUUUUAUAAAGUUCGGAUUUUGGACCACUGUUGCCGAUCGCCCGAGUAAAUUCCGACCUUUUCCCACUGUACCGCCAGAUAAAUUGUUGCUGUUGGCGUCAUAUUAUUCUGUCCAUCGUUGCUUGUCCUUCCCUAGUAAGCGUAUCACUUUCACCUCUCCAAGAAUGGAACGGCUCCAAAAAAAACUUGAUGCCGGAAGCUUUAAAAAAUUAACGGAAUACAUCCGAGGAGCAUUGCGCCUUAUGAAAAAGCUGUCCAAUCGAGGCAUCAAAAGGCAAUGUAAUAUGCAGAACCUAAGUACGGAUGAAAUGUUCGCUUUGCCCUUAGUGAGAUGGGCCAGUUUCCUUCGCAACGAAGAAGUCGGAUACAACGAGCUUUUGGCGGUUAAGCAAGCAGCAAUGACAUCUCCCAUCGAACCGCACAUCAUCUGUGUAGGAGACCGUUACAAACGCGGUAAUUUCUACAUCAUUUUUAAUAAGCAUGUGGCGCCAUGCGGUACGUCGAGCCUGCGGGCUAUUGAAACUCUCUUCAAAUCGUUCCACGUGUUCGCCUUGGAAGUUCCAGUAUUGCUGAGAAAGCUAAAUGACUUGGUGGCCAUAAAUGUAUUCAACAUUAUGCAAAGCAGUACGAAGGCAUCAGUUAAUCUGUUGUCGGCGAAAUACCGAGAAUUCUCCAUAAACCUUGCGGAGGAAUAAGAUAAAGUUUUGAGGCUCCACAGACCUAAGCGAUUUCAUCGUCGCGACGGCGACAACUAGUCGCCGCGAUUCUACCGUUGGGUCGCUGCAGGCUAUUUUCCAUUUGCGCUUCCAUAUCGACGGCGACAGGAUCGCUGUCUCCAUGCAUUAGAAUCGCGGCGCGAUUGUCGCAUCGCAUGUGUUUGGGGGAACCUUUAUUUUUAUAUAUACAUCUUUAUGUACCUUAAUAUACCUUGAAAUUGUACCAGGAAUUUGUUUUAAUAAUACAAUAAAAAGUAA
Messenger RNA from Armigeres subalbatus, 1797 nucleotides. RefSeq lists its product as uncharacterized. NCBI's taxonomy places the organism in Eukaryota, Metazoa, Arthropoda, Insecta, Diptera, Culicidae. The transcript is spliced from 3 exons. Bases 988 to 1518 code for a protein of 176 amino acids. The record is from RefSeq and is a predicted model, not a curated record.